Onychostoma macrolepis is the source of this 3243-nucleotide messenger RNA. RefSeq lists its product as uncharacterized. The record is from RefSeq and is a predicted model, not a curated record. NCBI's taxonomy places the organism in Eukaryota, Metazoa, Chordata, Actinopteri, Cypriniformes, Cyprinidae. The transcript has 17 exons. Bases 106 to 1710 code for a protein of 534 amino acids.
UUGAGUCCACCUAUUUACUCCUGAUGUUUAAGUCCACACUCCACAGUGAAAAUGUUGUGAUCUCUUUCUGUUAUUUAGUUUUUGUUCUGAGAAAGAUAAAACAAUAUGAAUAAGUCACUAGCAGUCUUAAUCUUAGCUGUUCUGCUCUUUAAAGGUGUGGACAGCGUCAGCCUAAAAGAUGAAGAUUAUGAAAUGGCAGACAAACUCUUCACAUUUGGUGCUGAAGCAUUUUUGAAAUACUUGGACAAUUUAAAAGGGGCUGCAGAAGCGGUUGUGGAAAAAAAUAAGAUCACUAAAACAGGUACUGAUAUGCAAGACUUGUGGAUUUCUGUGAAAGAGAUGAUAGAGAGAAUUAGUGCUGAGCAAAGAGGUAAAGGACACGAUCAGUUCCUUGUGGCACUGUUCAUUUUUCGCAGACUGGGUAACCUUUGCGAACAAGGUCUGUUUCAACUGAUAACGACAUUCCCCUUCAACAAUAGGACUCCACGAGAAUUUUGCAUGUAUAAAGGAAUCUUCAAAAACGAGACAGUGGUGGAACUCUGGAAAUAUGUGGAGUCACGGCUCCUUAAAGGAGCUCCACCAAUCUACAGCAAUCCCUUCGGGUUCCUCGCUCACCUUCUGUCCAAAGUGGUGGCACAGCCCCAAGUGGUUGAGAUUCUAAAAGUUGCUGCGGAAGUUGGGAAGAUAGACAUCAAUCAACUGUUCGACGAAGUACAAAUGGCUGUAGAUCUGGUCAGAGAGAAGGCCAUGGAAAUUUCCACCUUAGAGAGGCAGAGUGAGAAGGAUGAGUUUCUAAUAACAUUGAGAACUGCAUCUGGAGUUCUUGCAUUUUACUGGGAUAAACUAUUGGAAUACACUGAGAGCCAGCCAUUCCAUGGCAAAUAUUUAGAUGCUGUAAGGAGAUGGAAGGAGCUGAGAGUGUUGAAAGAUGCAAAAAAAUAUCAUAUGAUUACUAGCCCAGAGACAGGACUUCAAGCCUGGAUUUGGGGAGAUGAGCGUUUUGGUGACUUUUUUGACAAUGCUGCCCUAGAAUAUGAUCGAUGGGGUAAUGGGAUUUUUGGAGAUGAGAGAUUCAAUCAAUCUAACUGGGCCAUUAUGAAGAUGGCGACAGUAUACCCUCUUCCAAUUUAUGAAAGUUUGUCUGAAAAUGGCCUUGGAAUGUCUGAAGUUAAUGAUUUUUUUAUUGACACCGAAGACACUCUCACUGAAUUAGUAGGCGAGGACAUCUUGUCCAAUUUGAAGGGUGCACUUUAUGAAAUAUGGAAUAUUAUUAGUAAUGAAAUUUUGCAUGUCUCCAUAAACAAGAAAAACCAAAUUACAUCGUAUGUGGAAUAUGAGGACCCACUGCGACAUUUACGCAAAAUUAAAGCGACAUGCUUUGAUAUCUGGGACAGAGUUCUCAUUGAGAUCAACAGAAAUAUGAAUAAUGAUGGACUCGAACAAUCAGCAAGGCACUGGGAUGAAGUGAAGAGCAUUUUCAUGAAAGAGUUAACUGACAGUGGAGAACUAACUCAAAAGAAGCUUGAUGAAGCACAAAAAACCUUUAAUAGUGUCACACAAAUGGUCUUCGACAAAUAUGUAAAAAUGAUUGAUGGUCUGGAGGAAAGGAUCAGUGCUUCCACCGAGACUCUUAGCAAAUUGAUGCUGAAGACUUUUUCUGCCACAAAUACUGUCCUGGUUAAUACUCUGGCCUUUCUGCUGUCUGAUUAAUUUUUCUCAAGGCAAGAACUAAAUUCUGUUCUAAAUUCUUUUGUCAUUCUGUAACCUAUGAAUAAUCCUUGUCCCUCUUCUCUUCCUAGUGUAUUUUUGUAGUUCUACAGGAUGUUUUGGUGCUUCCUGUCAAUUAUGCUGUAAUCAUGUCUGAUAAACUCUGAGCUGUAGGCCUCAUCAUUUCAUUGAGAGGAUGCAUCUGAUGCUGGUUCCCAAAUGUGUAAAGAUAUUUUCUGGCUUGUGUACCCAAAAAUGAAAAUUUUCUUAAAAUAUACUCACCCUCAGGCCAUCCACCAUGAAGAUGAGUUUCUUCAUCAGAAAAUAUUUGGAGAAAUUUAACAUUACAACACUUGCUCACCAAUGGAUCCUCUACAGUGAAUGGGUGCCGUCAGAAUGAGAGUCCAAACAGCUUAUAAAAACAUCACAAUAAUCUACAAGUAAUCCACACAACUCCAGUCCAUCAAUUAAUGUCUUGUGAAGUGAAAAGCUGCAGGUUUAUAAGAAAUAAAUCCAUCAUUAAGGCGUUUUAACUUUAAACUGUUGCUUCAGUCCAUAAUCUAUAUAAUAACACUUCCUCCAGUGAAAAAGUGCAUCCCCUGUAACCUCUCACAUCAAAGUCCACUGACAUAUUUUUUUUGGAACAUUUUUGUUUCAGUGUGUUGUCACUAGUAACUUGAUCUGUACAUAUUUCUCUCCUGAUUCAGGUGAGACAACCUCUUCACUGGAGAAAACAAUAACAUAGAUAGAGGAAGUUAGCAGGUCUUAAUAAUGGAUUUGUUUAAUACAAAUGCAUAGCAUUUUGCUUCACAAGAUGUUAACUGAUGGACUGGAGUCGUGUUGGUUAUAUGUGGAUUAUUGUCACGUUUUUAUCAGUUAUUGUACUGAUUCACUGCAGCACGUAAUGUAAUGCUAAAUUUCUCCAAAUCUAUUCAGACGAAGAAACAAACUCAUCUACAUCUUGGAUGGCCUGAGGGUGAGUACAUUUUCAGCAAAUUUUCAUUUUUGGGCAAAUUAUUCCUUUGAUGCUAUUAUAAACGGUUCAUAUUACUGUCUGCUAACCAGAUUAUAUAUUUAAAAAUAAUAAUAAAAAAAUAUUUUAAAAUAACACAUGAUCUGCUUCAUAUGAUUUUAUGACCUUUAUUUAUUUACUUUUUCUUUUUAAUGAAUAAUAGCUUAAUCAGAAUGAAGUUCUAGUUUACCAAAGCACCAUGCAAAGAUGGUGGCGUAAGAUGGCAGCAGUGAGUUGGAGAAAGUGUGUCUAACAUCUGUUUGUGGGUCUGCAAAGUCAGCAGAAAAGGAAAAAAGCAACAUGCAUCAAUGCUUGACUGCCCUUGUUUGUACUUUGAGUGUGCAUUUAAUCUUUUUGGUUAUACUUUGAGCAUUUCAUCAGUUAAAAGGGGCCUUAAAGGGAACAACGUUCAUAUGCAUUCAUAUACAUAUUUAUUAUUAGUAAAAGAUUUAUAAUUAUUGUUUUGGUGUAAAUUCCCUGACAUAAAUUAUACAGCUCAGCAAUCUCAAAUGUAAUUGCUAUAA